This is a messenger RNA of Lottia gigantea (owl limpet), 2059 nucleotides long. RefSeq lists its product as hypothetical. Gene Ontology annotation, cellular component: proton-transporting V-type ATPase, V0 domain. The record is from RefSeq and is a predicted model, not a curated record. Gene Ontology annotation, molecular function: proton-transporting ATPase activity, rotational mechanism. Gene Ontology annotation, biological process: proton transmembrane transport. Lineage: Eukaryota; Metazoa; Mollusca; Gastropoda; Lottiidae. The transcript has a single exon. Bases 49 to 708 code for a protein of 219 amino acids.
AUCAAAAUAGGAUAUUCUGUGAAUUGAAUCCAGAUUUCGACUUUUAAAAUGGAUAAGGAACCGACUAAAGUUGUUGGGGCUAAACCAGGAGUAGUCUACCAAAGUCUGUAUGGGAUUUUUAUUGCAGUUUUGAUAAUAGUAGGCCUGUACUACAACCUUACCGGCCGAGGUUCACGAUUUGACAUUGGAUGGUUUCUCCAAUCCACUUCUCCUUAUAUGUGGGCAUUGAUUGGAGUUGGUUUUGCCAUUUCUUUAUCCGUUGUAGGAGCUGCUUGGGGAAUUUACACAACUGGUACGAGCAUAUCUGGCGGAGGAGUCAAAGCCCCACGUAUCAAAACCAAAAAUUUAAUCAGUAUUAUCUUCUGCGAGGCUGUAGCCAUCUAUGGAAUUAUCAUGGCCAUCGUGAUCAGUACCAACCUGGUUUAUUUUGAUCUAACAAAGUUCGACGAUCCAGCAAAAGUUUACCAAAAUUAUGGUGCCGGAUUUAUGAUGUUUGGAGCAGGUUUAACUGUCGGUCUGACCAAUUUAGCUUGUGGAAUUUGUGUUGGAAUUGUCGGCUCUGGUGCUGCGUUGGCCGAUGCUGCAAAUGGAUCGUUAUUUGUGAAGAUUUUGAUCAUAGAAAUCUUCGGUAGUGCUAUUGGACUUUUUGGAUUAAUUGUAGCCAUUUUACAAACCUCAAAUGCUGUGAUGGCUAGUAGCGCUGCAUAGAUCGAGAGAAACUCUCCUAGCAAAUUAGCAUUUUAAUAUUUUAAGGUGGUAAACAGGGUGAUUUUCAAUGCAGAGUCAAUAAUUUUAACUGCAUUCGAUGUUUUAAAGAAGAAAGAUUAUAUAUAUCCCUGUGUAGAAUGGUCUAGUAUACGUCUAAAGCAAAAUAAGGAAAGUUAGCCUACAUGUUGAAUGUAAAACUAAAACGACUUCAAGAUAUAAGUUAUAAGCUUAUAGUUUUUUAUUUGUGGUUAUAAAUAACAGUUCCAUAUUACAUUUUGUCCUGAUUUGGGCACUUUGGACUAAGGGUUCUGCCUUUAAUCAUCUAAACUAAUAAAGUAGGCUUAUACAAAGUGGUGAUAAGUUUUCCGAGGGGGUAAGCCAAAAAAUGUCCCUCAACCUUUCAUUCAGUAUUGGUGCUAUCAAAAGUGGUAAAUUCUAAAUAUUGUUAUAUACAAUAGUGCGAGCUGCUUGAAUAAUGAAAAUCACCCUGUUUACGAUUGUCAAUGACAUAAAGAACAAAAACUAUCAUAAGUUUGGACUAUGUAAAGUUAUAUUUAUUAGAAAUCUUGACUGUAUAUUAUCAAUACCAGGAUGUUGUGUAUUUAGAGUAGUAAAGAGUAUAUCUGAAAUAAUGAUCCAUACACAAUGUAGUACUAAUAUUAAAAAUUCAGUUGAUUGGAAUAUAAUUUUAAGUUGAAUGAUUGAUUUAUAAGAGAUUAGGGUGGUUGAAAGGUAACAAGUUUCUAUCCAACAGAAGGCACUGGCACAGGGUUAAAGCAAUGUUCAUUAAUUGUGGAGAUUAGGAUGGUUGAUAGGUUACUAGUUACUAUCCAACAGAGGCAUUGGCACUGGGUUAAAGCAAUGUUCACUAAUGUUAAGGUUUAUAUAUGUUUUAUAAGUGUUUACUUUGUGACCUGGGCCACUUUGCUCUCGCCCUACCUUCUCGUAAUAAUUUAUGAAAUAUAGAAACCAAUAUAUAAAUUCCAACUGUUGAUUAAAAAUUAAGUUGAUUGUCAUUUUACAUACAGCAUAGUGUUACAAUGUAGCAGAGCAUCGUAUAUGCAAUUAUUAUGCGUAUAUAUCGAUAUGCAAACACUAAAGUUGAAUGAUGAAAGUUAAUAAAUACGGUAACAAAUGGUUGGUCUAAUUUUGACCGUCAAUAUGUAAACACUGAAAUUGAACGGUAAACUUCUUAAGAAUUGAUAUAUCACUAUCUACGUCCUUACCAGCCAAAACUUGAUUGUAUCAUUAUCAUAUAUUAUAUUGUUAUUUGAUCAUUUGAAUGAAAAUUUGCUAAUUCUAUGUUAUUGUUACUAUAUACAGAAUGAGAGGUGCAAUUUGUAUAUAGCUG